UGGGAUAUUAAGGCAGUUUGGAUGGUUGUGGUUGGUGGUUGCUGGUUGCUGGCCUCUUUUUUCCUCGUGAGCGAAGACGGAGGAGACGGCUUUCUCUGUGGGGAAUCGAGCCUUUUUGGAGGACUUUGGCCUGAGUGCCAGUAGAAGAGCCAAGGGACAAGUGAGUGAAGAUACAGACAGAGCUCAAGAUCCAUCAAAUCAGGUUUUACUCUCAAGGUUCCCGGGGAAUGGGAUCCGGAUUGCAUUAGCAGUCCUUCCAUCACGAGUUCAAGUGCGGCCAGUUCGAAAUUCGAAUCCUCUAAUCAUGGGCACCGUGCUCAGUUUCUCUCCGCGGGACAAGAAUCCGCCCUACGCAGUGGACUAUACGAUCAAUAGUUCCACGGGUGGAAUGGAGGGGAGUAAGGAGAACCUGACGGACAACAUCAUUUCCACCACCGACAAAGGUCUCAAGAAGCAUUCCAUGUUUCUCAACGCCCUCAGUUGGAAGAAGUUGUCCUCGUCCAAGCGGAAAAUGGACCACACCAUCGCCUACGCCAAGAACACAAACUCGGUCACCACCCAACAGACCCGGUUAGGCUCGACCGGGUUUCCCCUGCAGUCCUUGGACAACGUCCAUCCCGUCACCGACAACAACAAGAACAUCCAGAAUGCCCUCUGCCAUGGAACGAAGUCUACCAACCUCAACCAGAAGCACCUGGACCUGGUCUCCAAGAGUGCAACGCAAACGGCGACCGGCCUCCUUCGGACCACCACCAAUCCGUUGGACGUGAACAAGAACCAGGCCUCCCGAUUGGACAAGCUCGAGCCCCUCCUGGCGCCCAAAGCGGUUCUGGCCACCACCACCACCACCACUAUCACCAAUCAAACCAACAAACCAUUGGCCGGAGCUUCCACGCAUUCAAACACAAUCAAUGCCAACAUAGUGCCGCCCUUGGUGACCGUCGGAGGGUCUGGACCGUUGGCGACCACCACCACCACUGCGGUCUCCACCUCGGUUGAGAGCAAUAACAAGCAGACAGGCAAAAAGACUGUGAUUCAGGCGAGCACCUCGGAGCUCCUUAAGUGCUUGGGACACUAUUUGUACAAGAAGUGCAAUAAGUUAAGGGAUUUUCAGCCCGGUGACUGCAUCAUGUGGCUCCGGACCGUCGACAGAUCUCUUCUUUUACAAGGCUGGCAGGAUAUUGCUUUCAUCAACCCAGCAAAUGUGGUUUUUGUUUAUCUUUUGGUUCGCGAUACCACCGACGAAAGCAUCACCAAAGAACAGGAUCUCCAAGCCAUUGUUCUAACUUGCCUUUAUCUAAGCUACAGUUACAUGGGCAACGAGAUCAGUUAUCCAUUGAAACCAUUCCUGGUGGAGACCGACAAGGAGAAGUUCUGGGACCGUUGUGUCGCCAUUAUUAACCAACUGAGCGAGUCCAUGUUGAGAAUCAAUUCUGAGCCUGGGUUCUUCACCGAAAUCUUCACCGAGCUCAAGGAUGUGGGCGCCAACAUCGAAUAUAGAAACUAGCCUGUUUCAUUCCAGAUGCACUCGGUUUAGAGCUUGCUCUCUAGAGUACAGUAAUUACGGUCAUGUAUUGUCAAAGAAGAAAGCGGAUGAUUCAACCUCUCGCCACUUGGGAAGAAGUAUAUAAUCCCGAGUUGAGAGAUUUCCUAGCGUACAACCUUUCCCGAAAUAGAGACGAAAAAUAGUAACCCCCCUUUCCUAUCUCUCAACUCCCCUAUUGGAUGAGGAAUUGAAGAAUGGUGGAAUCCUCGCAAUUACUGAAAAUCAAACCAUUUUUAAGACACACCUCCUCAUUAUGCGGUUGUCCCACCUUUAUUUGAUGACACUUGCUGUCUCAAUCAGGUUGAAAUGGCAAAGUGACAUGAGCAAUGGAAGCUGCCAAAGCUGGGCGGAUUUCAUCCCGUUUUUUUCUUUUGUCAGAAUUCGUCCCUGGUUUUCCUGCUCAGCGUGACAGAGAGCCCUUUUUCGGGGCAUAUCUUCAGUCAAUUUAGCUCAAAGGAAUCAUAGAGUAUAAAUGAGUUGCUUAGUUCUGAUUAAGUCUAGUCCCCUGUUGAAUAUAAUGCCAAUAUCCUUUUGCCUAUUCAAGUGUUGACCACUCUUUGGGAACCUUGGUUUCAUACAAAUGAUUGUACCAUACCUUCUAUAGACUCUGUCCCCAAAAAACUUACUGAGAACCUUCAGAGUUAUAUUUUAUAGAAAAAUAAAGGAAGCAUUUCCACUA
This is a messenger RNA of Tigriopus californicus, 2225 nucleotides long. RefSeq names its product cyclin-dependent kinase 5 activator 1-like (gene Cdk5alpha). Bases 305 to 1507 code for a protein of 400 amino acids. Gene Ontology annotation, molecular function: protein kinase binding; cyclin-dependent protein serine/threonine kinase activator activity. The record is from RefSeq and is a predicted model, not a curated record. Gene Ontology annotation, cellular component: cytoplasm; protein kinase 5 complex. The transcript is spliced from 3 exons. Gene Ontology annotation, biological process: activation of protein kinase activity; positive regulation of cyclin-dependent protein serine/threonine kinase activity. NCBI's taxonomy places the organism in Eukaryota, Metazoa, Arthropoda, Copepoda, Harpacticoida, Harpacticidae.